AUGCUGCUGCCUCUGGCACUAGCCUUGGCGACCGCGGCCCGGGCCGCUGACCUAAAAUGCUACAAGCCGGACGGCACCGAGGACCCCGAGCAGAAGCCUUGCGACCCGACCGCCAAGAUCGGCACCUGCUGUCGGCCGACCGACUUUUGCCUGUCCAACGGCCUGUGUCUCGGCGGCGGAGGCAACAAUGGCUUUUCGCAGCAGGGCUGCACCGCCAAGGGCUGGGACUUUCCCUGCCAGUCUUACUGCUCCGAUAGCAUCGCUCGCUUCAGCGACGGCUUCCACUACAUGUCGCAGUGUAGCGGCUUCGACAGCACCGCCGUCAACCUCUUCUGCUGCGGCGGCGACUACACCUGCUGCAACAACACCGACACCUUUGUCCGCGGCAUCAAGAAGUUCACCACCAUGUCGCGCGCCGGCGGCAGCCCUACCUCCUCCGCGACCGGCAGCGGCGGCACGGUGACGGUGACGGUGACGUCCACCUCCACAGCAGACGACAACAACAACGGCACCAACAAGACGGACAACUCCAAGGUGGUCGCCGUCGGCGCGGGCGUCGGCGCGUCCCUGGGCGUGGCGCUGCUCGUGGCCGUCGGCGCUCUCGUGUGGCAGGUACGGAAGCAGAAGAAGUACAUGGCGGUGCACCUCGCGGCGCCGCAGCAGCACGUGUACUCGGGCCAACCCAAGUACGAGCUGCAGCAGCAGCAGCAGCAGCAGCAUCCGGCGGAGCUGGCGACGGAGUGA
Molecule: messenger RNA, 744 nt
Organism: Cordyceps fumosorosea ARSEF 2679
Lineage: Eukaryota; Fungi; Ascomycota; Sordariomycetes; Hypocreales; Cordycipitaceae
Exons: 2
Coding region: 1-744 (247 amino acids)
Source: RefSeq, a predicted model, not a curated record